AUGCAGACCUGGAAGGAGUCUUUCGAAGACAAGCAUAUGCUCAAGCAGUUCAUGGCCAUGCAUGAGUUGGCUGGUGGGCCAAAGGGACUCGAUGACAACGCGCCCGAAGCAGAGCUGCGUAACAUCGUGGAAAUGCCCAAGAACGGUAUCGAAGUAGACAUUACUAACCUGUUCUACGGGAUCCACAUGGAAAUGAAGGAUGACGGCGUCACGAACCGGGUGGUCAAGUUUAUCGCCAAGUGCGACAAGCGCAUAGAUGUCCGUAUGAUGAAGGCCCACUUUGACUGUCCAGACAUGCGAACGAACAUAUUCAUCCUACAAAUUGAUCACAUGAGCCCUGAAGUUGUCCGCGACGUAUGUGAGCUGGAAUUGGAUUUAGCGUGGCAUACGACCGAGUUCGAUUGGGCUGCAAUCAGAAAACCCAUCAUGCUCCACGAGGAAGUACAGUGUUUCUACUCCACCUACGGUGCGGGGCGGAAGAAGAAAAGGCCAUGCCAAGGCGAAGAACACGCGCAAGGACAAUCACUCGCGACAUAG
Aphanomyces invadans is the source of this 537-nucleotide messenger RNA. RefSeq lists its product as hypothetical. The record is from RefSeq and is a predicted model, not a curated record. The transcript has a single exon. Lineage: Eukaryota; Oomycota; Saprolegniomycetes; Saprolegniales; Verrucalvaceae. Bases 1 to 537 code for a protein of 178 amino acids.